Molecule: messenger RNA, 243 nt
Organism: Trichomonas vaginalis G3
Lineage: Eukaryota; Parabasalia; Trichomonadida; Trichomonadidae
Exons: 1
Coding region: 1-243 (80 amino acids)
Source: RefSeq, a predicted model, not a curated record
AUGAGAUAUUGCAACGAGAAAGAAUACAACUUGGAUAAGUACUACACAGGAAGAUAUCUCAGAAUAAUACAGAACGAGGCAUGCCCUGGAAAUCCUCCUUGUAUUGCACUCAAUAAAUUGGAAUUUUUCGGUGAAGUUUUGAAUGAUGAUUAUUCACAAGUCGAAGAAGAUUUUGUUUCCUACCAUGACGAUGACGACGAUGUUAGUAUCAUUGGUCACAUUUCAAAGAACAAUGCCGCUUAA